This is a messenger RNA of Salvelinus fontinalis (brook trout), 6221 nucleotides long. Its product is annotated as oocyte zinc finger protein XlCOF6-like. The record is from RefSeq and is a predicted model, not a curated record. The coding region runs from base 256 to 2376 and encodes 706 amino acids. The transcript is spliced from 4 exons. Lineage: Eukaryota; Metazoa; Chordata; Actinopteri; Salmoniformes; Salmonidae.
CUUCUUCAACAACAACAACACGGCUACUGAUUCAGCCAUCUCUGUACCGUUAGCUUAUUAGCCAACAUAAAACCUACCCAUUGCAUCACUUUGGACCUUUUUUUUGUAUAGCUACACAGAUAUUAGUGUUUUAAACGCAAUUCUGAUAACGUAUGUACUAGUUGAUUUAAACGGAAUUUGCAAUUUAAGAUUGAUACUGAGCCUAACACUAGGGCAGUCGCUCAUGCUAACGUUAGCUAGCUUACAUCCCCGAUAAUGAGCUCACAAAGCUUAUCCCCCGCUGUUAAAAAAGAUGUCUGCUGGACAGAGAAAGAACCUCCGGGGCUGAACAUUGUCGUGAAAGAAGAAGAGGGGGAUACAGUAAAAGGAGAGGAAGAAUCUUUCAGAACGACGAAGGAGAAAGAGGAGGCUAUCACAUUGAAAGAAGAAGAGGGGGUUGUUAUGGUGAAUGAAGAGAAACGUCCUUUUGUAGUGAAAGAGGAAGUAGACCAAUUCAGAAUGAAAGAGGAGACUAUCACAUUGAAAGAAGAAGAAGAAUAUUGUAUAGUGAAAGAGGAAGAGGAAGAGAUAGCUAUCUCAAUAAAGGAGGAGGAAGACGUUUUGGAACUGAAAGAGGAGGAAGGAGAGGAGACUGAAGACACCAAACCAAGGCAAAAUGCUGUUUUCUGGCCCUCCCAGGGCUGUAUAGUGAAAGAGGACAUCAGAAAGAUACAGGAAGAAUAUAGUGUGGCACCCGUGAGUCCCAGCCAGACUGUUGAUGAUGAUGACAAUGCUAUUCACUACAAUGAAGAAUGGAACAUGGAGGACAAGGAUUGGUUUCCUAGCAACUGGCUGGGGGACACGUCUUUCCCGCCCCCCUCCCGUCUCCUGGAGUCGUCAGGUCGUGCCUCACUGUGGGGUCUGAAGAGGGUGUCUGUGCGGCUAGUCGAUUGCAUGAAAACACAGGGGCUGAGUGGAACUGCGAGAGGAGAUGAAAAGGGAGGUUCAUAUUCAAUGUCAUCAGGAGAGAGACUAGACUCUCACUCGAACAGCGGAAAGUGUACUUCAGGGGAACCAGACCCAGAGAUGCCCAAACCAGCAAGACAACACCGCUGCUCGCAGUGUGGAAAGAGUUUUACUAAGUUACGGAACCUUAAAGAUCAUGAAAGAAUACACACAGGAGAAAAGCCUUACCACUGCUCACAAUGUGAAAAGAGUUUUACUCAGUCAGGGCACCUGAAAUCACAUGAGAGGACGCACACAGGAGAAAAGCCUUACCCCUGCUCCCAAUGUGGAAAGACUUAUACCCGGUUAGGGCACCUUAAAGACCAUACGAGAACGCAUAAAGGGGAGAAGCCUUACCACUGCUUUCAGUGCGGAAAGAGUUUCACCCAGUCAGGGAACCUGAGAACGCAUGAGAGAAUACACACUGGGAAAAAAAACACACACUCUGUAGAGAGGCCUUUCCAAUGCGCUCAGUGUGGAAAGAAAUUUAUCCGGUCAACUCAUCUGAAAGAGCAUAAGAGAACACACACAGGAGAAAAAACAUUCCAAUGCACUCAGUGUGGAAAGGGUUUUACUUGGUUAUGGACCCUGAAAGACCAUGAAAGAACACACACAGGAGAUAAGCCUUUCCAAUGCUUCCUGUGUGGAAAAAGUUUUACCCAUUUAGGGAACUUAAAAAUGCACAAGAGAAUACACACAGGAGAGAAGCCUCACCACUGCUCCCAGUGUGGAAAGAGUUUUACCCAGUUAGGGCACCUGACAACACAUGAGAGGACACACACAGGAGAGAAGCCUUUCUACUGCUCCCUGUGUGGAAAGAGUUUUACUGAGUUAGGGAGCCUGAAAAAACAUAACAGAAUACACAAAGGAGAGAAGCCUUUCCAGUGCUCCCUGUGCGGAAAGAGUUUUACCCAGUUAGGGAGCCUGAAAACACAUGAGUGGACACACACAAAAGAGAAGCCUCACCUCUGCUCACAGUGUGGAAGGGGUUUUGUUGAGUUAAGGGGCCUGAAAGAGCAUGAGAGAAUACAUACAGGGGAAGAGAAAACAUACCACUGUUCUCAUUGUGGGAAGGGUUUCGGGCGAUCAGGGCAUCUAAAAGUGCAUGAAAGAACACACACUGGCGAGAAGCCGUAUCAGUGCUCCCAGUGUGAAAAGAAAUUUUUCUCAUCAGGGGACCGGAAAUCACAUGAGAGAACACACUUAGUAGGGAGGCAGAGGGCUUUCCAAUGCUCUCAGUGUGGGAAGAGAUUCAUCCAGUCAUCUCAUCUGAAAGAUCACAUGACAAUACACACGGGAGAAAAACCAUUCCAAUGUUCUCAGUGUGGAAAAGGUUUUACCAGGUUAAGGAGACUGAAAACACAUGAGAUGACACACACAGGAGAUAAAUAAUCCUUUCAAAUCCUCUUAGUGUGAAAAAGCUUUUACCUGGUUAGGACACCUUAAAAUACCUAGUCAAGAUACUUGAAAAAAACAUGCGCUAACACACUUUGCAGAGAAUCCUUGAAUCAAUCCACACUGCAGGAAAAUAUAUUUUUAUAUGAUUAAGUUAACUCAUUGAUCCUGCUUUGUUAUAUACCCCUCAGGUCUAAGUCUGCGAAAAGGAAAGCAGGCCCAGUCCUUGCCGUUCUGCCACCCUAGGCGAGAAAAUAAAUUGCCGCCAUCCUCCCCUCUCAUACUUCAGUAAAAGUAAAGACUCAAGUCAAAGUGCAAGUCGCCCAGUAAGUUACUACUCGAGUAAAAGUAUUUGGUUUUAAAUAUACUUAAGAUUCAAAAGUAAAUGUAAUUGCAAAAAUAUACUUACAGUGCAUUCGGAAAGUAUUCAGACCCCUUGACUUUCCACAUUUUGUUACUUUACAGCCUUAUUCUAAAAUUGAUUAAAUAGUUUUUGCCCCUCAUCAAUCGACACACAAUACCUCAUAAUAACAAAGCAAAAACAGGUUUGGAUGUAUAAAUGUAUAAAAAAUAAAAAUGGAAAUAUCACAUUUACAUAAGUAUGCAGACCCUUUACUCAGUACUUUGUUGAAACACCUUUAGCAUCAAUUACAGCCUCGAGUCUUCUUGGAUAUGAUGCUACAAGCUUGGCAGACCUGUAAAAAACAUUUAUUUAAUCAGUUUUAUAAUAAGUCUGUAAUGUAACAAGAUGUAGAACAAGUCAAGGUGUCUGAAUACUUUCUGAAUGCACUGUAAGUAUCAAAGUAACAGUAUAAAUCAUUUAACAUUCCUUAUAUUAAGCAAACCAGAUGCCACAAUUUUUCUGUUUUUAUUUUUUUUAUUUACGGAUAGACUCAGACUCCAACACUCAGACAUAAUUUACAAACAAAGAAUUUGUGUUCAGUGAGUCUGCCAGAUCAGAGGCAGUAAGGAUGACCAGGGAUGUUCACUUGAUAAGUGUCAAUGUUUUAAAAUUUAACUUUUAUUUAACUAGGCAAGUCAGUUAAUAACAAUUUCUUAUUUACUAUGACGGCCAAACCCGGACGUCGCUGGGCCAAUUGUACGCUGCCCUAUGGGACUCCCAAUUACGGCCGGUUGUGAUACAGCCUGGUGUCUGUAGUGACGCCUCUAGCACUGAGAUGCAGUGCCUUAGACCGCUGCGCCACUCGGGAGCCCAUGUUAGUAACAAGUUAUUUUGGGUGACAGGGAAAAUUCAUGGAGUAAAAAGUAAACGUAAAAAAUAUAAAUAGUAAAGUACACACACCCCCAAAAAAGGCUCAAGGUGUACUUUUGAAGUAUUUUUACAACACUGUGCCCAUCCAUGUGGUACCUUUUGUAAAACAUGCAGUUGCAUUGGAUUUAUUAGUUCUGGUGUUAGUCCUGGUUCCUGACAAAGGUUUUUCUAUUUAAGCUUUGAAUAUCAAUUCCCCAAGUUUAUCAGGCUUUAUCUUGAGACUAUUUGCUAUGAGAAUCAACGUGUUUACACAGCGGGAAAUGCAGAUGUGUUUUCUUCGCUAUAAUCAGCUGGUCAAAAAUCCAGGGAUACAGAUCUUAAACACUUAUCUAUUUUACUACUGCAGUGAAGUUAGCUUUAUAUUGAAGAUUCUGACUUUACUCGUCAAUACCUCAACAGAACAUGCCAGGAAAAUUAUACAAAUCAGCUGACAAUAGCGAACAAGUUACACCCGUUGUUUUAACAUAUUUACUUUUUGGAGGCAAAAUUUUGCUAAAACAUUGCUCUCCUCUGCUCCAAGGGGUAAGGGGCCCAUUUUAAAACAGAAACGCUUACUAUAGCAUGUUAAUGAACAAUGUCAAUAUCUUCUCAACCACAGACAUACCCAGAUAACACAUUUUGGUUCUGGCAACGGUCCCUCAAGGUUGUGGGAACGUUCCCUGAACGUUGCACCAAUGUUCCCUAAAGGUUUUAACGUUCUUAUAACGUUCUCUUUUGGUUUUACAAAGAUAGCGGGGCACGUUCUCUGAAGGUUACACUGUAGGCAACGUUCUCUGAAGGUUCUGGGAAUGUUAACAAUGGUCCCUAAAGGUUCAAAAUUAUGGUUUUCUUAACACACACACUGGAUGGCACAAUUAAAUAUUAACAAUUAAUUCUUAUAUUUAUACCAGUUAUCCCACUGAAGACAUUUUUUAAAAGUAUACUACAUCAUAACUGACUUUAUAUGUGCAAAUAAAAAAUACAAGUUUCAAAUUACAGUCACGUCAAACAGCGCAGCCAGAAUAACAACAAAGUAGCUGCAUUUGCAUGUGUUUGUUGUUUUCUAGUGACAUUUAUUUGGAUACAUCCAUAACAAUGAGCUAAUGAAGCGCGAUUUCACCUGGCAUAGAAAAUGUGCUCUCUCUUGUCAGGACACUGUUGCUCGAGAGCUAGCCAACAACACAGCUAACACAAUCAUUUUAAACGGAAGCUGGAAAGACUACAAACUAGCUGCACAUUGUUUUGUUUGACCUGUUUUCUAUUGCUAGUUCUUUGUAUAUAUCCAUAAAAAUGUUGAUUCAUGAUUUCGAACUGGCUGAGAAAAGCUGCCUACCUGUCUGUCUCAUCCCAACACGUUCAUUACUAUGGGACAGGUGAAGAUCGAAUUUGAAUAUUGAAACAAUUUAGCAAAUGUUGAAGAGACAGACAGCAAGGUUUAUACAAAUCUCCAAUGUUGAAAACUAAAUGUUAGUCUAAAAGAAAUGGGAGAUAAUGUCUACAUGCUUUUUAUAGUGGAGAUCAAGUUUAUAAAUUGCCUGGCUGGGCUGAUGAGACAGGGGAUUGCACAGGCAGAUGGAACAGAGUAAAUAGGCAUUUUAACAUCAUAGAUUUAGCCGGUGGUAACUUGUGGAGUAGACACAGGCUGGAAUGCGUUUUUAAGCAAUCAGGAUUAGACCCACCUGUUGUAUAAGUGUAAAACUAACAAUGACUCAAUAACCCAUGCCUUCUGCGAAUGCUAUAAAGUUCAAAAGUUUUGGGCGGAGUUAGAAAGUUGUCUGUCAGAAGUAUCAAAAUGUAAAUGUACUUUUAAUCCGUCUGUCUGCAUAUCAAGACAUGGCAUACGAAUGAGCAGUGAGAUACCCGACGGGCUGGAUGAUACUUUUCUCAUCAACCAUCUUGAAAAAAUGCACACUUAACUGGAAAUCAACCAAUCUUCCAUCGCUAACACAAUGGAAUGGUCAAAUAUUUUAUUAUCUAAAUGUUGAAAGUGCGUGGGUGACAGAGAGAAACAAAAUGGUGCAGUUUUAGGCCAUGUGGCGGAAAGUGAUGCUGGCGCUGGAGAUUAAUGGGGGGGUGAGCAGAUAGGUCUGGCCAGAUGUGAUGACGUUGAUGUUUGUGUGCUGUUGUUUGGAUGUGCAUGUUUAUUAUUGUUUUAAAAAAUAUAUAUAAUUUUAACAGUUAACACAUUUAUAAUUUUAGUUAACAAUUCAGAAAUCUGCAACCUGGUGACUGCCUCAUGAAGCUGGUUGAGAGAAUGCGAAGAGUGUCCAAAGGUGGCUAAAUAUAUCUUUAUUUGUUUAACACUUUUUUGGUUACCACAUGAUUCCAUGUGUGUUAUUUCAUCGUUUUGAUGUCUUCACUAUUCUACAAUGUAGAAAAUAGUCCAAAUAUAGAAAAACCCUUGAAUGAGUAGGUGUGCCCAAACUUUGGACUGGUACUGUAUAUGAAUGUAUUUUCACAUUUGUUUUGAAUGUUCCUAAUUUAGAGUCACUAAAGUGUACCUCUGGUGCUGCAGACAUUGUUGUUUUCUGAGCUGACAUUUUUAAUAAAUGUUUAAUAUACAUUUAAAUAAAAGUGAGAAUCAAACAUG